Messenger RNA from Dovyalis caffra, 2063 nucleotides. The record is from the annotation of a GenBank genome assembly. NCBI's taxonomy places the organism in Eukaryota, Viridiplantae, Streptophyta, Magnoliopsida, Malpighiales, Salicaceae.
GCAGUCAUGACGAGCUGAUAAAAGAUCCAGAGGGGGCUUACUCCCAGUUAAUUCGCCUUCAAGAAGGAGCUAAGGAAUCUGAAGUGUCCCAGGACAUUGAUGCAGACAUGUCGGAAUCUGCUUCGGACAGAGACAAGUCCAUUUCCAGUUCUAGAAGCCAGAAACACUCUAUUCAGAGAUCCAUAAGUCGAGGUUCAUCAGGAAGCCGACGCUCCUUCUCACUCAACACCAUUGGCUUUGGCAUGCCUGGUCCCACCAAUGUCCAUGAUGAUGAUACCAAUCAGAACAUUGGAACAAAGGAAAAGCCUAAACAAGUUUCUAUGAAACGACUUGCCUACCUCAACAGGCCAGAGCUUCCUGUUUUAUUUCUCGGUACCAUUGCUGCAGCUAUACAUGGCGUGAUUUUCCCAGUGUUUGGCCUUUUACUGUCGAAAGCCAUUAACAUGUUCUAUGAACCUCCAAACGAGAUCCGAAAACAUUCCAAGUUCUGGGCAGCGUUGUAUUUGGGAUUGGGCUUGAUUACCUAUGCAGCCCUUCCACUGCAAUAUUACCUCUUUGGAAUUGCUGGUGGUAAGUUGAUUGAACGAAUUCGUUCCAGAACAUUUGAAAGAGUUGUGCACCAAGACAUUAGUUGGUUUGAUGAUCCUACAAAUUCAAGUGGUGCAAUUGGUGCAAGGUUGUCAACGGAUGCUUCCACAAUUAGGAGGCUUGUUGGUGAUUCCUUGUCCUUAAUUGUCCAAAAUAUAUCAACAGUUUUGUCAGCUUUGAUUAUAGCAUUUGCAGCCAACUGGAUGUUGUCCUUGAUAAUUGUUGCUAUAUCUCCCUUGCUAUUUGUCCAAGGGUACAUACAAGCAAAGUUUAUGAAGGGGUUCAGUGCAGAUGCAAAGAUGAUGUAUGAACAAGCUAGUCAAGUGGCCAAUGAUGCGGUUGGCAGCAUUAGAACUGUUGCUUCUUUUUGUGCCGAGAAGAAGGUGAUGGAGUUGUACCAAAAGAAAUGUGAAGGUCCCACGAAGCAAGGUGUUCGUCUUGGUUUUGUUAGUGGCACUGGUUUUGGCUUAUCAUUCUUCAUACUCUAUUGCACAAAUGCAUUUUGUUUCUAUAUUGGAGCUAUCCUCGUUGAACAUGGGAAAACAACAUUUGGAGAUGUUUUCAGGGUUUUCUUUGCAUUGACUAUUGGAGCACUUGGGGUUUCCCAAUCUAGUGGCAUGGCUCCAGACACUUCCAAAGCCAAAGAUUCAACAGCUUCAAUAUUUGCAAUUCUUGAUAGAAAGCCCAAAAUCGACUCAAGUAGUGAUGAAGGGAUCACGCUUGGACAAGUUCAUGGUGAUAUUGAGAUUGAACAUGUUAGCUUUAAGUAUCCAAUGAGACCACAUGUUCAAAUCUUCAGAGACUUAUCUCUUAGCAUUCCCUCUGGAAAGACUGUUGCUUUAGUUGGGGAGAGUGGUAGUGGGAAGUCAACAGUUAUCAGCCUCAUAGAGAGGUUCUAUGAUCCUGAUCUUGGUCAUGUAUAUUUGGAUAAAGUAGAAAUCAAGAAGUUCAAACUCAACUGGUUGAGACAACAAAUGGGUUUGGUCAGCCAAGAACCAAUACUCUUUAAUGAAACUAUCCGUGCAAAUAUAGCUUAUGGCAAGCAUGGAGAGGUUACUGAGGAAGAGAUAAUUGCAGCUACAAAAGCAUCAAAUGCACACAACUUCAUUAGUUCAUUACCGCAAGGCUAUGAAACCAGCGUAGGUGAACGAGGAAUUCAACUGUCUGGUGGGCAGAAACAGAGAAUAGCCAUUGCUAGGGCGAUCCUAAAGAAUCCAAAAAUUCUUUUACUCGAUGAGGCAACAAGUGCGCUGGAUGCAGAGUCAGAGCGCAUAGUACAAGAAGCAUUAGACAGAGUUAUGGUGAACAGAACAACCGUUGUUGUUGCUCACCGCCUUGCCACCAUUAAAGGUGCCGAUGUCGUUGCUGUAGUGAAGAAUGGUAUGAUUGCUGAGAAGGGAAAGCAUGAUGUGCUCAUGAAGAUCACUGAUGGGGCUUAUGCAUCCUUGGUCGCACUCCAUACGAGUGCAGCUUGA